Molecule: messenger RNA, 1380 nt
Organism: Botrytis porri
Lineage: Eukaryota; Fungi; Ascomycota; Leotiomycetes; Helotiales; Sclerotiniaceae
Exons: 6
Coding region: 1-1380 (459 amino acids)
Source: RefSeq, a predicted model, not a curated record
AUGAUACCACACGUUUUAACGUUGACACUACCUGGGAUCACGCAGAGCCCUCGAUAUCGAUUAACGGAUAUUCACCUUCUCUUAUCAUCACUCAACGUAGUAAACAACAACAAAAACUUUCACAGCUUGAGAUACAGCCCCGUCUUCGGAAUGACUGCAUUAGGCGGGCUCACUUAUGAUAUUAGGGACCCUUGGACUCACACCACUGCACGGUAUAUUGCGCGAGGGUUUUAUGAUCUUCCUUUCACUUUGAAACACAGGCCAGCUUUUAUGAAUGAAAAUGCUAUCUUGUUUGACGAGGAAAAGGCUCUUUUCCGGGACACAAAAGACCGAGAUUAUUAUUUUCGAAGUCUCGAGUUGAUUCCUGGCUUUCCCCUUCGGGAGUUCCAAGGUGCUUCCACAUUCAAAGACAAUGCAGAUAAUCCUAAUACGUCUCAUCACAGUAUAACCCAGAGUCUCCUCGAGUCGAUUAAACUUGCACCACCAGAAAUUCGCACCAAUAUCUUUACGCAAAUACCAACCAAGAGAGUGGCGGGAGACGAUGAUUUUGACUCAUUUACCAAAGGAACUUCCAACGAGGAUAGAUAUCUUGAAUCCCGAGAUGCAGAAAUAAAGAUCCCGCCAAACAAUGCGUUUUUCGAGAGAGAUUUCGCAGUGCACACGGACAUAACUUCCAGCGAAGACAAGGAAAAGACGAUGGGCAUCGUUUAUAUCGAGAAUGACUAUCCAAAUUGCUUUGCGCGGUCUUAUGUCGAUUUCAUCAGAUUUGCUGCCUCUCUCGCGCAUUCGGAAGGCUUCUACUUCGAGAGGGAUUCAAGCGACAGCAAUUCAGGUAUUUGGAAGAGCGAGAGCAGAGAAUCAAGCUUGCUAAGAGAAUUCUUGACGUGGUUCUGGAAAUUUUUUGGUGUAAACUUCACUAAUGAACUUGAGGCUAGUUUCGCAUGGUCAAAAGUUAAUCAUGCAAAAUUCCGUUACCUCCAGAACAUCUCUCUCGACAUCCUCGUCAUGGAACCAUUCAACCACGCCCAAAAGUAUGUGGACGGCCGUCGCCUAAAGCUUUUCCUCAAAGAGCUGCACCAUUUCCCCAACAUCGAGUCUUUCACCGUAUUCCUACAAAUAGGAGAACAAGAUUUGGCGGAUUUGAUGCACAGUCCUGGUGCUUACAGAUGGGCAAAUGCGCUGCGAGAAAUCACCUUUGCGAAAUACUUUGACGUGCAAUUUCAGAUGUUGGAUGGGAUGUUGCCGAAAGGACCAAUUUUCCAUGCUGUGUUUCGGAAGCGAUUGAGACAGUUGCUGAUGCCGGAAUGCUUGUGCUUUGGGAGUACGGAUGAUGUGCCGGAUCAUUUGGGGAUUCGCGAGAUGUUUGAUAUGGAGGAAUAG